Protomyces lactucae-debilis is the source of this 1593-nucleotide messenger RNA. RefSeq names its product WD40-repeat-containing domain protein. Gene Ontology annotation, biological process: anaphase-promoting complex-dependent catabolic process; positive regulation of ubiquitin protein ligase activity; positive regulation of anaphase-promoting complex-dependent catabolic process. The record is from RefSeq and is a predicted model, not a curated record. Gene Ontology annotation, molecular function: protein binding; anaphase-promoting complex binding; ubiquitin ligase activator activity. Gene Ontology annotation, cellular component: anaphase-promoting complex. Bases 1 to 1593 code for a protein of 530 amino acids. NCBI's taxonomy places the organism in Eukaryota, Fungi, Ascomycota, Taphrinomycetes, Taphrinales, Protomycetaceae. The transcript has 5 exons.
AUGUCUCGCUCGGGUCAAGCAGCUCUCUCUCCACAGCAAGCAUUACAAGCUCCAUCUUCGUCCAAGACACCCACAUCAAGCGCUCAGAAGCGCAGGAAGAAGCGUGAUCACUCUGCUAGUCCAGCCAGUCGAGGAUCCCCUGACCGUUUCAUUGCUGGUGCUUCUCGACAAAAGUACUUUUACGACUCGCACAGUGAACACUCGACACCCUCACCCGCCAAGAGCAGUGUCAGUGAUGCAUCGCCCGCACAGCGUUUCGACAAGGACCUGGCUGACGCUCUUGGCUUGGGAGCGGAUCCAGGACGCGUGCAUUCGUAUGCGCAAAAAGUAUCACAGACUACAGCGCUGCGGGAGACUGCUGUGGAUCAAGCAGCACACUUGGCAUCACCAGGAAAAGACUCGCCUAGCAAGACACCUCUUGAGCUCAAGCCCUUCCGUGUGCUCGAUGCUCCUUCCCUAUCGGAAGACUUUUAUUCCUCAGUCAUCGCAUGGUCAUCUGGCUCCCAACUAGCAGUCGGCAUUCACGCAGACGUGCAUCUCUGGUCUGAAAAGUCAUCACACAAGCAGAUCAGCGGUCUGACGAUGGACGGGGAUCACAUAACUGUUCACGCGCCCGUAACGUCUCUUGCCUAUUCGCUGAACAACAAGUGGAUCGCUAUUGGUCGCCGGGAUGGAACAUUGCAUCUGCAUACCAAGAUCAGCGACGUCAAACCGGCCACCAUCAUGUUGGACGGCGACUUGGGCUGUCUUGCCUUUCGACCACGUCUGGUAGCAGCUCAUGAAGAAGAACAUCUCCUAGUCGGCGGCUGCAAUGGUCAUGUCCACCACUACGUCUUUAGUAUUUCAACACGCGAAGCUGGAGUGCAAUACAGACUACUUGGAGUUGCACGAAGGGGUCAUCGCGAACAAGUCACGGGACUCGCAUGGAGUUCAGAUGGCGAGCAAUAUGCCAGCGGUGGCAACGACAAUACAUGCUAUCUCUAUGACGCGCAAAACUUGUUCACUCCCAAGUACUGCUUUCGAUUUGCCGUCAAAGCACUAGCCUUUUGCCCAUGGUUUCGAGACUUGCUUGCAGCUGGCGGUGGUGCUACUGACAAAACAAUCCGCUUCUUCAAUACACGGACAGGACAGAUGAUUAGCAAAUUCGACGCUCAGGCACAAGUCACAAGUCUGCAUUGGUCUCCCGAGUACAAGGAGUUGGCAGCAACUUUCGGCUACUGCGCUUUCGCAUUACGCACACAGCCCUCCGCUUCGCCCAGCAAAAUCCCUGCAUGCAGACGUGCUGCUGUCUAUGCGUAUCCAUCAAUGAAAUGUAUCUUGUCCAUGAGUCUUCCACUCGUCGAGCAUCGCGCGACGUUUGCAGUCAACUCACUCGUGCGAUUGCCAGGCAAGGUCGUUGAUGGCAAGACACAACCUCCCAAAGUCUGCGGUGGUGAAGAUCUCAUUAUAACAGCAACGGAUGAGUCGAUUCGCUUCUUCAAGAUUUGGGGGAAGAACAGGGGACAGGUGUAUGCGAGUCUUGGACUUGGUGGUGGGAAAGUUGUGCAGGAUGAGGAUUUGGGUGGUGAAUUGAGCGGUCUUGACUUGCGCUAA